CUUGUCGAAUUAUCCACUCUUCACACAUUGCUACCUAACUCCUUCCUCGGUCCUUUCUAAGCGAGCGCAGCGCCCAAGGCCUGCAUCACAACGCUCUCGUCCCCGUGUUUCUCCGCUCGCUCGAGCACUUCGAAGGGAUCAUGUUUCUUACACUAACUCACACACCACGCUGGAGCCGGCAAUGUAAAACCGCGUACAUGUUGGCAUUAAAUACCAACCACUAGGCAAUGAAGCAAAAUCCCGAUUGUGGGAAAAGCAAUUGAGCAAUGCAAGUGCAAAAGUUUCGAAAACGGAGCUAGAGCAGCUUCUCAAUAGAAUCUCAAACGGCGACAGAUCUGGAGUGUUGUUAGAGCCGCAUUUGCAUUAGCCAAGGGAAGCACGGUCACCAUCAAGCACAUUAAAAUUACUCUAAACUGCGGGGCAGAAUUUGAUCAAAACUUCCAUGCCGCGGGAGCAUUUGAUGACAUGAGAGCGUAUACAUGAACAGUGGAUCUGAUGGAGGACUCUAUAUGCUUGUCAUUCACUAAGCUACCUAAAGGGGAAUCUCGGCUAAUCUAUAUGGGUCACGUGAGCGAGGUGCUUGCAACGGAUCAAUUUCUCGAAUGUUCUAUAGCAUUCUUGGCGAAACACCACACUGAUUUCUGUGCCCCAAUUCAAGUCCGCAGGGCGCACCAAAAUUCUUACAUCUUUCCAUGGCUUGCCCAGGGCAUUUAGUUGCAGGGCAGGAUUCUCAUGCCCUUCCAUGGCAUGCUCUGGAAUUUAGCUGUCCCUAGGGCACUCCAUGAUUGUCUAUGUUUCUGCAGCUUGCACCAGGGCACUCCAUUCCCCAGGUCACUUCAUGAUUGUUCAUGUUUCUGUGGCUUGCCGCAGGGAAUCCCUUUCUCCCCAAGGCACCCCACGAUUGCUCUGUGUUUCUGCAGCUUGCACCAGGGCAUUUAUCGCCGCAGAAUCAAAGUGAGUCAGACUCUGGUUAUAACGUGUCCUGCAACAAUUUCCCUCAGUGCACUCCCUGAUUUUGAUGCCCUUCACGGCCUGCCCUAGGGCGCUCUAGCCUGUCGAGGACGACGGGAUGGUUGCUUCUGGGCAGGUACACGGUGAUGGCACUGGCUGGUUGCCUGGACUAUUCGUCCCAGGGCACUUCACGGUUAUCAUGUCUUUCCAUCCCCGCCUCGAGCGUUCAUUCUCCCCAGGGCACUCCGUGGUUGUAUUGUCUUUCUGUGACCUAUUUUUCCUGCAACAUAGAUCUGAUGAUGAGAUCGUUUAAAUACUAUUGAGUACUCACAUAUUUAUCUCGCGACGUCACUUAUGAUGUCAUGUGCAAUAUAAUAUACCGAUCUGAAAGGCCACCAGUCAGGAGUCCCCUCUGUAGCAGUGGCAGAUGUUGAGGGUUUAAAAGCACACGAGAAUAGACUUUUGAAGUCCAUUCUCUCUUGAGUAUCGGCAUCUUCAAACCCAAUGAAACUAUCCUAUAAAUUACCACUUUCCUGCCUGACUUGGAUGGCCAGCUGAAUAGUAAGCUGUUCUAGAGUUUUCACUUCUCCCACCAAGAUACUCUCGCCGACAUUCAUUGAGCACGAGGUUUCCGGUUACUUCGUUGAUGUCAAGAGAUAAAUGUGUCCACCGGUCAUCAAUGGGGCCUUCUUCAUCCUGUCUUCGCCACAGCAUUCUCCACAUUGUUUUCUUCGAAUCUGCCGCUGAUAUUCGGAUGCAGUGAUAGAAAGAGGUCCAGUUGAUUUCUCC
Molecule: messenger RNA, 1740 nt
Organism: Coccidioides immitis RS
Lineage: Eukaryota; Fungi; Ascomycota; Eurotiomycetes; Onygenales; Onygenaceae
Exons: 2
Coding region: 733-1041 (102 amino acids)
Source: RefSeq, a predicted model, not a curated record